Molecule: messenger RNA, 1621 nt
Organism: Pantherophis guttatus
Lineage: Eukaryota; Metazoa; Chordata; Lepidosauria; Squamata; Colubridae
Source: RefSeq, a predicted model, not a curated record
AUGGUUAAGAUGCAGGAGUGUAUGACCAGAAAUCACGAAGAAACCAGGAAGGACAUGGAUGAGGUUAAGAGAGAGCUUCACCCUUUCCUUCAAAACCCUCAGUUUCAUAAUAAUUCCAUAGCUGGGAUAUAUUUGGAUGAGAAAGGAGAUCUGACAGCUGAUCUGGACAUUUUGAACUGGAUCGUUUUUCCAAACAAAUCUGUUAAGAGAAUGAAAACUGGAAGUCUAGAAAAACAGACAACGCAGGAUUUUAAAGUUACCAUUGACCAGAGGAACGUUGGACAGACCUUACCGACUUCCAGGUGUGUAGAAAGCUGUCAUCCUGGAUUCAUGAAGGUGGUUUUGGAAGGGAAACCCAUCUGUUGCUACCAUUGUCUCCCAUGUCCAGAAGGAACCAUCUCCACCAUGGAAGAUGCUGAAAAAUGCACGAAAUGCCCAGUGGGUCAGCAUCCAAGCAUCAACCGAGAUGGAUGUAUACCUAAGGUUGAAACUUUCCUAUCCUACCAAGAAAUAUUGGGGAUCAUCCUAGCUUCCUUUGCCUUGUUCCUGGUUUUGGCAACAGGUUUCAUCUUCGGAGUAUUCAUUAAAUUUCAAGAAACUCCCAUGGUCAAAGCCAGCAAUCGUGAUCUCUCCUGCAUCCUCCUCAUCUCCCUCCUGUUUUCAUUCUUGACCUCAUUCUUAUUCAUUGGCCAGCCAAGAGUAACCACGUGCCUUGUCCAGCAAACAGCAUUCAGCAACAUUUUUACAGUUGCCAUUUCUACUGUCUUGGCCAAAACUGUCAUGGUGGUGUUAGCCUUCUUGGCCACAAAACCAGGGAGUAAAGUGCAAAGAUGGCUGGGGAAGAGCUUGGCCAACUCUAUCAUACUUUCUUGCUCUGGGGUCCAAGUUGUCAUCUGCAGCAUCUGGUUGGGCACCUCUCCCCCAUUCCCAGAGUCGGACAUGUACUCAGAGUCUUCUCAGGUCAUCCUGCAAUGUAAUGAAGGCUCUGUUGCCAUGUUCUACCUUGCUCUUGGCUACAUGGGUUUCCUGUCUGUCAUCUGCUUCACAAUGGCCUUCCUGGCCAGGAAUCUCCCGGGGGCCUUCAACGAAGCUAAACUGAUCACCUUCAGCAUGAUGGUCUUCUGCAGUGUCUGGAUAUCCUUCGUACCCACCUACCUGAGUACCAAGGGGAAGUAUAUGGUUGCCGUGCAAGUCUUCUCCAUGUUGGCUUCCAGUGCCAGCCUGUUGCUAUUAAUUUUUCUCCCCAAAUGUUACAUUAUUUUCCUAAGACCAGAUCUGAAUACAAAAGAACGUAUGAUGUCAAAAUAAAACAGAAAAUUGAGUUCUCUGUAUGUGUUUCCCAGAAACCAUCAUCUUCUUCAUUUAACGACCCCAUAAUCCCUCACAGGGUGGAGUCCAGGCAACUGAAUGGAGCUAGCAGAGUGUUUACUGGCCGGAUGCCCUUCCAGACGCCAAUUCGGAGAUUUGUUCAGCAGAUAUAUUCUCGUUGUGCCCAGAGAGAGAAAUAUCUGCCUCUAUCUAGGAUCGAACUCACAGCCUCUUGAUUGUGAGGCAAGAGCUCCACCUCCAGGCCACCGCACCACUCAUGUGUUUCCCAGAAAUCUCAGUUAAUAAAUGUACU